Messenger RNA from Seminavis robusta, 1893 nucleotides. NCBI's taxonomy places the organism in Eukaryota, Bacillariophyta, Bacillariophyceae, Naviculales, Naviculaceae. The record is from the annotation of a GenBank genome assembly.
AUGGGCUUUCUGAGAGUGCCUCAACCAAUCCUCCAAAGAUGGGUAGCCGGCCGUUCGCUUUGGCCCCUUGGAAAUAAUCAUCGCAGCAAUGCAUGUAAAGAUGUGGGCAGAGCCUUUUACUGUUCGACUGUGAAUCCAUGGAUGGGCUCCAAGCAAAAGGUGGGAAUUGGUGGCAACAAUUGGUCUCGCAUGGAUCCAUUGCAAUAUCAACGAGUGAUUGCCAAGGGACUGGAACAUGGCGUCACCGUCAUGGAAGCAGGUCAAGAAGGAGGUGAUAAAGCACUGGCAGAAGCGUACCAUGCAGCCGUUGCAGCAGCAUCACAAGACGACAACAAGGAACCACUGACAGUCACCAUGAGAAUUGGUUAUCGAACCAUCAUGCCAAAUGAUGAGGAAAAUCAAGCAGCACAACAAGAACCAUUCCCGGGAGAUGUCUCGGUGGAACAGCAUCCCUUUUUAGGCCCCAACCGAACAAUGACGCCGCUAGAUGAAGAUCAUCCACCACCAUCACCUGCGGCCACUGCGGCAGGGGAUAGUAACAACAACAAUAGUACAGAAGAUGGAUCCAACCAAAUGAUUCAAAUCCUGCACAAUACCGGACAAGAAUACAUUCAAAACCAAUUGAAUACUUCUCCCUUGGUACAAGAAUUUCAAAAGAAUAUUGACAAUAACAACUUGCAAGUUGUGGCAUUGCUGCACAAUCCAGAAGCUCAAAUUAUGCAAAUGGCACAAGAUCCAGAUAUUGAUAUCAACCAAGUAUCCAUUGCACAACGACAAGAAUUCUUAAAAGACAAAUUGAUCGAUGCAUUUUGUGCCAUGGAACAGGCAGUCGCCAAUCAACAAAUAUCCGGAUACGGAAUUGUCAGCAAUGGCUUGGUAUUGCCGCCAGAACAUCCAUUGGCAUUGGACGUCAACACAAUCCUACAAGCAGUACAAGGCACCAUGGAACAAAUGAAUCAACAUCAGUGUCAUUUAUCCGUCAUUCAGUUGCCCAUUAAUCUCAUGGAACGAACCGGAUUGGACGCGGCACGGGAACUAUACGCCAAAGUACAACAACAAGAAGAACCGCACUACUUGAAAGAUUCGUUGGAAAUAUAUGCCAUGCGUCCCAUGACGUGCUAUCCCGAUCGAGGGACCGGAACCGGACAUGCCUUUCGAUUGGUCGAUUACUUGCUUCCCACGGGGCCACAAGAAGAAGAUGAAGACGACAGCAAUGAUAAUGACAAGGAUCAGGAGGUCAAGACGGGAGCAGAACAACUAGAAGAACAAGACGUGCCCAAAGAACUCUCGGUGGAAGAAUUGGCAUCCAAACAAUGGUCCAAUCAAAUGAGUGGGCCACCACUGAUCUACUCGAUUGCCCUUCGAAAGGCCAUGGGACACUUUGAUGCCUCGCACCUAUUGGAGGAAAAAAUGAAUCGAGAAUUGAUCUGCGAAGAACGGGAAACUCUGGAUGGAUGUCGUUUGCUUCAAAGCAUGCUGCACGAUUUGGAUGUAGGAUUGGCCGAAGUGCGAUCGUUGGGGGCGCACGAGGAACACCUCUAUCAACGCAUCAUUCCACUCAUACACGAUACAUUCGAAGGAUACGACGAAGAAACAGCCGAUGUCUUGGAAAUGUUCUUCAAAUCCUAUUCCCUGGCGGUUCGAUACUCGAUUGCUCGCAACACACGACAGCUGCUUCAAAGUGGUGGAGACGAUGGUCAAGGGUAUCGCUACGAGGAUAUCCCUCAAGACGAAAAGCUACAAGACUACGCUCUCAAGUACCUGCUCAAAGAAAAAGCCAUUUCCAAGGUGAUUGUGGGGGCUACCAAGCCAGAACACGUGGUCGAUCUCGUGACAUUAUGUCAUAGAUUUGACGAUGAACUGGAGAAAGAAGCUGGCGAGAAAGAAGAAUAG